This is a messenger RNA of Thecamonas trahens ATCC 50062, 1596 nucleotides long. RefSeq lists its product as uncharacterized. The record is from RefSeq and is a predicted model, not a curated record. The transcript is spliced from 2 exons. The coding region runs from base 1 to 1596 and encodes 531 amino acids. Lineage: Eukaryota; Apusomonadida; Apusomonadidae.
AUGGACUGGUCCAUCGAUGCCCUCGCCAGCCUGUACCCGGUCGACAUCGCUCCCGACUCGGAUAGCGAGUCGGAUGAGCUUGGCACACCCGAGGCCCUGCCGUCGAGCAUCACCGUUGCCCUCGACGAGGCCUCGCUUGCUCUGCGCAAGUCGCAGUGGGCACAGUUUCUGGCAGAUGACGCGGCCCGCUGCGAUAAGUUCUUUGCCUCUUCGGCAAUGACCCGCACCCCGGAACGGGUCAUCCGCAUGCAGGAGAACGGCGAGCUCGACCGUGGCGAGCCGACCAUCCGCGACCGCUCGGUCUUUGGCACGGAUCACUCGACCACCGCCGACUACUCGCUUUCGCCAAUGGCCCUCAUGGCACGAGGCCUUGUGCAUGCCUCGUAUGCCUCGCCGUCGCCAGCCAGCUCGUACCGGUCGCUCAGCUCGGCAUGCUCUGUCCGGUCUAUCCGCUCUGUCCACUCGCCGAUGUAUCCGUUCCCUGCCGACCUCGCCGCAGUCGCCCACCGGUCGCCAAUGGCUCGACUCUCACCAUACACUGCGGCAUCUAGUCGCUCGAGUUCGCGGCAAGCUUUACAGGUCUCGCCAUUCGCCCACCUUUCGCUCGCCUCGAACAUUUCCGCGUCAUCGAUCGCUCUCUCCGGCUCAGGCAUCCUCCUGCCGCGACUCUCACCCGUUCAUGAUGCUCACUUGGCACCGUCGGAGCCUACUGACCAUCUGUCACUUGCCGGGCUUUCGCCAGUUCGCUCGGUGCCGUCGUUCCUCGGCUCGCCCAUCACCACCACCGCUACCUCGACGCCGUCCAACCACCACCAUCACGCCCACCCAGCCUCGCCGUCGUUCCUCGGCUCGCCCAUCACCACCACCGCUACCUCGACGCCGUCCAACCACCACCAUCACGCCCACCCAGUCUCGCCGUCGUUCCUCGGCUCGCCCAUCACCACCACCGCUACCUCGACGCCGUCCAACCACCACCAUCACGCUCACCCAGCCUCGCCGUCGUUCCUCGGCUCGCCCAUCACCACCACCGCUACCUCAACACUCCCCGAUCACAGCAUUAUGUCGCCCAUCGCCGCCGCUCCCGGUGGUACGCCGCCGCCUGGCAAUCUCACCCAGGCCGAAUUUGAGUUUGCAGCGCGGAUCCAGGCCUCGCCUUUCCGUCCGCAAUCGAGCUCGACGCCUCCCCGCUCGACCAAGCGCUCACUUCUUGCUUCACUCUCUGACGACGAUCCGGAUGCUGUCGCCGAGUCAUCCGACUCGGCGGACGACGACUCGAAUCCGUCAUCGUCGCAGCCUGCGUACGAGUCGGCCCUGACAUCCGAGUCAUCAGUGACGUUCGAGACCUCGGCUUGGUCGUCGGUGACCGGUCACUCGCUUGCGGGCGCCAAUGCCUCGCACGCUGCGCUUCCGCGCCUUUCAGACUCGAUUGCCACCUUGCAGGCUCGCAUCCGCUCUGUCCGCAAGUCCAUUUCCUCCUUUGACGCCUCUGCCGCCGCCGCCGCCAAGGCCGCCCUGCGCGCAGCCUCCGACUCCCCCCCGACGUCCACGCCGGCCCUUUCGCCUCUAGUCUCGCGACUGCCGCUUCGCGCCCUUUGA